Didymella exigua CBS 183.55 is the source of this 1578-nucleotide messenger RNA. RefSeq lists its product as uncharacterized. The record is from RefSeq and is a predicted model, not a curated record. Bases 166 to 1299 code for a protein of 377 amino acids. Lineage: Eukaryota; Fungi; Ascomycota; Dothideomycetes; Pleosporales; Didymellaceae. The transcript has a single exon.
ACUCCCUGGAGUUCUUAAUGAUUGCCUAUUCAUUGAUCAAACUGAUUGUGGUAGCUACCUUAAGGCGGAGUGAAAGCAGCCGGAGAAGCGUAUUAGGCCACGUAGACCGCUACAACCGUCACAAGUAACACCGCUGGCCACACCCAUGACAACCACACAAUCAAGAUGUUCAACGUGCGCUCGAUCAUCCUGCUGGUCAUAUCCUACGUCGUAAUACCGCGCCUUACGUUUCUGCCGCAGAAUGUACACUCGCUGCUCAUAUUGUUCGGGCCCUUUGUCCUUCCGCGCCUCGUGGACUGGAUCAACGUCGCUCGCGCAACCUCUCGAAGCGUGCCCGUACGAUCAACUCCACCGCGAGUGAAGAAUGGGCUCAACCUCCUCUUCUUCGCCGCCAUUGCCUGCCUGGCUCUGUCCCUGUCGCGCUUUGCGCCCGAGAACAUAUUCGUCGCGACGCAAAGCCACAUCCGCACCGAGACCAGCGUAUUAUUCGCCCGGCUGCGACACCUUCGACCGCUGACCGAGAACGACCUUACAUUAUGGUCGAAGUUCAAAGUUAAUGCGCGCAACAAGCUUUACUAUCUGGCGUACGGCCCAGACACUCUGCUAAACUGCGCAUGGUGCGUUACGGCGGACGGCAACGAUGCCAGCAACUAUCUCCUGUACAACCUGCCCAAGAUUGUCACCCCGCACAUCUUCCAGCUGGCUGUCUUGGGGCUGGCUACAUCUUCGUUGGUAGGCACCGAAGGCUCGAGAUUCCGUACGCACGCGACUAUCUUAGGGCUCGCGACGCUGAUUGUGGAGAUAUGGUUCAUGGCGACGUACGACAUCACGGUCAACAGGCGAGCGGAGUUUGUGCAAGACAUCGAUUCGGUACAUUGGCGCGUCACGUUCCUCCGGUAUAUAUUCUUCGCAGUGCAGGAUAUUGGAAUGGCGUUCGUACUUUGGGCUACGAGCACGAAUCGAUGGCUCGCGAAGCCAGUCUCGAUUGCGGAGCGCUUGGAGAUGGCAACGCGUGUCUCUGAGGAGACCUUGAAUAAGCUUCGUGGUCUUGGACUUAUCACAAACUCGAUUAACCGCGAUCCUGCGCUUCGAGGUGUCCGCGAGGAUUACUGGAGGCAGGAAGGUCAAGUCAUGUCGGAGACCGUGCAGGAGGAAGCAGUCAUGGAGCAGAUCAAUGCUGCCAUCAGCAAGAUGGACUUCAAUGCGUUACAAGGACGGGUAGGAGAGGUUGCAGAUGGCAUUCUCAAAGGUAUCGACAAUCUCCGACAGCCUGGUCAGAUGGGUGAGGUACUGUCGUAAUGCUUUGGGUGUCGUUUAAGGACAUCGGUGACGCGGAUAUAGAUGGACAGGCUACCGGCGGUAUCUCCAGCAUGAAGCUGCGGACGUGUCGGUACUUAAACUUAUCUCAAGAUCUGACUUCUCCUUGAAACCUUGCAAAACUGGAUCCCCACAUGCCGUUCAAGUUUUCUCUUGCAUCCCUGGUCACUUGAUCCUUCUGGUGAGUUGUGCCGUGGGCGGCUUUGCUGUACCGCUCCUUAAGCCGUAAAGCCGAGCUUUCUUCUCCGUCCAAAUACCCAC